AAAUAGGGUUCAUUGUCAGAUGAACACUCUCCACAAAUCAUCACCAUGUCAACAUCCUUUUGUGAUUGUUCUUCAAGUGGAAGAUCAAGUGAUUGUACUUCAGCUGGUGGAUUACUCUCCAGGUGGCAGUACCAACGAUGUUUCGUCCAGCAUUACUGAAGAAGAAUACCGCCAACGUGACUAACGGAGGAACAAACCUGAGACAGAGGCUUGCCAGCAGCAAUACACACGAGCUAAGAAUUUAGUGUGGAAAAAAUGCAGGACAAUCCUUCCAGUACCACAAUGGAGAGGCAGACUCCCAAAGGCAACAGAUGUAAAACAUCCUGCUGAAUACUUUAGAGGCCUCCUCACUAGUAGCUGUAUUGAAAAUAUAGUAGAACAAACCAACCUCUAUGCCAUACAGUGUGAUCCUAGCAAACCACUCAAAGUCACAUUUGAGGAGAUUGAGCAAUUCAUUGGCAUUUGUUUCAUGUCAAUCUUCGGACUUCCAGGAUGCCGAAUGUACUGGCAGUCAGCAACAAGGAUCGACUGUGUUGCAAACACCAUGGCCUUGCAUCGCUGGGAGGCUAUCAAACGCAAUCUACACUUUUCUGACAACUUAAAGCAAGCUCCUAUUGGAGAACCAGCUUAUGACAAGCUGUAUAAGGUGCGCCCACUGCUGACAUCCCUCUUGGAGCAGUUCCAAGCAAUCCCAAUUGAUGAAAAUCUUUGUGUGGACGAACAAAUUGUGCCAUUCAAGGGGAAACACCCCAUGAAACAGUACAAUCCCAAGAAGCCAAAACGCUGGGGAUAUAAAGUCUUUGUUCUUGCUGAUAGCAGUGGCAUGGUCUACAACUUUGAGGUGUACACUGGGUGUAUCUGUCCUUGCAACGGGCAGCCUGACAUAGGCGCUAGUGGUAACAUAGUGCUUACCCUUUCAAGCAUCAUUCCAGACAACAUCUCUCACAAGUUGUACUUCGACAACUGGUUCUCCAGUGUUGACCUGCAGAUGCUGUUGGAAAAGAGGAAGAUCCACUGCACUGGCACAGUCAGAACCAAUCGUCUGGCUGGAUGCUGUCUCCCAACAGAUCAAGACAUGAAAAGGAAAGGAAGGGGGGCUUUUGAGGAAAAGGAGACCAUUUAUAAUGGGGUUACCCUUAGGGCUGUGAAGUGGCAUGAUAAUCGAGCAGUCACUCUCCUCUCCACCUUUGCCUCAGCAAAUCCAGCAACCACUGUGACAAGAUGGGACAAAAAAAAGAAGACAACAGUCCAGGUGAAAUGCCCAAGCAUUGUCACCAAGUACAACAAAAGUAUGGGAGGAGUUGAUCUACUAGACUCCCUCAUUGCCCUCUACAGAACAAAGAUUCGAUCCAAAAAGUGGUAUCACCGAGUGGUCUUCCACAUGUUUGAUUUUGCUGUUGUUGAGGCCUGGCUCCUCUACCGGAGAGACAGCAGAGACUGUGGCAUCCCCCCAAAAGAUGUGAGCAGCCUUGCAAAAUUCAAAGCUGAAGUUGCAGGAUGUCUCUGUAUGGAGAAGAAGACCUUGAAGAGAAGAGGGAGACCAUCACAGCACACUGAGGAAGAACAGCCUGAGAAGCGUCCAAAAACCCCUGUAGAACCACGACCAUCAACGCUGGUUCGCAUUGAUCAGACCGGUCAUUGGCCUGUUUGGGUUGAAAGAAAGGGGAGAUGCAAAUACCCAGGUUGUUCAGGCAUUGUAAAAGUGCAGUGCUCAAAAUGUGUUACCUACCUGUGUUUUUCUGUUGAGAGGAAUUGCUUCCUCAACUUUCACAAGCAAUGAGGUGCCAUUAGUCAGGAAGGAGAUUUUUUGUGUAUGUGCUUGUGUACAUGCAGGUCCUUGUGUAUGUGUAUAUACAUGCUUGUUAGGAUAAGGUUCAUAUUAGGAUAAUGUUAUGGUGAUUGUUAAUGUUUUACCUUGAAAUAACACAGAUUGUAAUGUUUUGAUAUCAUAAUUUGAUGAUAUGAUGGUUUGUGUUCCAUGGUGGUACAAUGUUGCCUGAGGGCAACGGCUGGAUUAUAAAUGUUACUUUUUAUUAAAUAUGAAAUGUUUAAUUCAGUAAAAACUUGAUAAAUCUGUUUGUUCAAGUGUUUAGUUA
This is a messenger RNA of Carassius auratus (goldfish), 2096 nucleotides long. RefSeq names its product piggyBac transposable element-derived protein 2-like. The coding region runs from base 470 to 1780 and encodes 436 amino acids. The record is from RefSeq and is a predicted model, not a curated record. NCBI's taxonomy places the organism in Eukaryota, Metazoa, Chordata, Actinopteri, Cypriniformes, Cyprinidae. The transcript is spliced from 3 exons.